AGUCCAGUGUGCGGAUGCCCAUUAACGGGCGUCAUUUGUUGAGUUGCCGUUGCAAUAAUAAAUGUGUAGAAAAUAUACUUACUCGAUACCGAACAAAAAAGUAUCGAGUAAAAAAAUACUUGGUAUCAAAAGAAAAGUAUCGAGUAUUUACUUGUAUUUACUUGUAUCGAUUGAACCCUAGUUCUGGUCUGGUUCUUUGGUAAAAGUGCGUGCUUUCAUUGUUGUGGAUUUACAAAUAUCGUUGCAAUAACUUUUAGUUUCUAUUGAAAUAAAUUCUGCUUCGGAUUAUACGGCCAAUAUGUCACAGGUGUCAAAUAAAUCCGGGACCGGCUGGCCGAGAAGAAGUAGUCAGGGUCAAGUGGACGGCAGUGUAAAUAAUGGUUUGCAAAAAUAUUCAUCUGGUCAGUGUUUGGCCAUAAACCGGACAAUCAAUUUAUAUCCAUUAACUAAUUACACUUUUGGAACGAAAGAGCCUUUAUUUGAAAAAGAUCCAUCAGUACCCUCUCGGUUUCAGCGUAUGCGAGAGGAAUUCGAUCGUAUUGGAAUGCGGCGAUCUGUGGAAGGCGUUUUGCUAGUUCAUGAACAUGGAUUGCCACAUGUAUUACUCCUUCAGCUGGGUACAACAUUUUUUAAGCUACCCGGUGGUGAGCUCAAUGCAGGAGAAGACGAAGUAGAAGGUUUAAAAAGACUUCUGACUGAAACUUUAGGUCGUCAAGACGGAGUAAAACAAGACUGGAUUGUAGAGGACACAAUUGGAAAUUGGUGGCGCCCGAAUUUUGAGCCCCCUCAGUAUCCUUACAUUCCGCCACAUAUCACCAAACCAAAAGAGCAUAAACGGCUGUUUUUGGUACAGUUACAUGAAAAGGCCCUCUUUGCCGUCCCUAAAAAUUACAAACUCGUAGCAGCACCCUUAUUUGAACUCUAUGACAACUCACAAGGUUAUGGCCCAAUAAUAUCAUCACUUCCACAGGCUUUAUGCAGGUUCAAUUUUAUUUACAUGUGAUGGGACGUUGGAUUUUUCGUAACAACUGAAUAGUUAAUCUUAAAUAAACCCAGAUUGAUCUUUAAACAUAUUGUAUGUUUUUAUUUAAUACAAUUCUAUUUAGACGACCUUAACCUGUAUUAAAUAAAUCGGAGUGUAUUCAUAAUA
Rhagoletis pomonella (apple maggot) is the source of this 1150-nucleotide messenger RNA. It is a transcript of the gene Cpsf5, whose product is annotated as cleavage and polyadenylation specificity factor subunit 5. Lineage: Eukaryota; Metazoa; Arthropoda; Insecta; Diptera; Tephritidae. The record is from RefSeq and is a predicted model, not a curated record. Gene Ontology annotation, molecular function: mRNA binding. The coding region runs from base 299 to 1003 and encodes 234 amino acids. The transcript has 5 exons. Gene Ontology annotation, cellular component: mRNA cleavage factor complex.